CUGUUUUGUUUUCCACGAUCGGCGUGUUUGGUCGAGUUCUUUGUGUGCUAUUCUUCGCUUGUCUGUCUAUGGCUGGCAUCACUUCUCUGGUAGCAAACAUGGAAAUGGUCACACACACCUUAUACGACUUUGGGGUUCCCAGGAAAUUCGGCAUGCCCUGUACGGUAACAUUAGUAUUUCUAGGAGGACUAGCUUCCGCCCUCAACUUAGAUAUUUUGACCAAUCAGGACUUUGUCUGGGGAUUUGCUCUUGUCAUCAAUGGAUUCUUUCUACAACUAAUGGUGGUUAUUUACGGAACCAGAAAGUUUCGACAAAAUAUGUUUAACAGCUAUAGUAUUGGAGACUGGAAACUCCCGCGUGUGUGGGAAUGGAUUGUCAAAAUAAUCGCCCCUUUAGAAGCACUGUUCAUUAUCGGAUGGUGGGCGUAUGAUCUGAUUGAUGGAGACUCAGGGGAUGGGGAGGAAUGGUACGAAUUCGGGAGGGAAACACUGGUCAUCACUGUAGUACAGUGGGCCACACUAAUGGUUCUCCUGGUGUCCAUCAAUAUGCUGUAUCUAUGCUGUCGCAGACGAGGGGAUGAGGAGACCGUCAAAUUACUAGGACAACAGGUGCUGCAGACGUCACAGGAAGCGGAAGUCUCAUACAAGGAAGUUAAUUUAUAGAACUUCUCAGACGCUCGACUUUUGUUUUUUUUCAACAGUGUUCUCGAAUUAUAUUUUUACAUGUAGAUAUCUGGUUUAACUUUUAUUUUUACUUCAAUACAUUGUACGUUUUAUAACAAAUUCAAAAACAAGUUGUAAAUACUUAAACUAAUCCAUUUUGUUUGAUUUUCUUGGCAAUAA
Molecule: messenger RNA, 842 nt
Organism: Saccostrea cuccullata (small rock oyster)
Lineage: Eukaryota; Metazoa; Mollusca; Bivalvia; Ostreida; Ostreidae
Exons: 5
Coding region: 69-662 (197 amino acids)
Cellular component (GO): membrane
Source: RefSeq, a predicted model, not a curated record